This is a messenger RNA of Heterostelium album PN500, 927 nucleotides long. RefSeq lists its product as uncharacterized. Bases 1 to 927 code for a protein of 308 amino acids. The transcript is spliced from 2 exons. NCBI's taxonomy places the organism in Eukaryota, Evosea, Eumycetozoa, Acytosteliales, Acytosteliaceae. The record is from RefSeq and is a predicted model, not a curated record. Gene Ontology annotation, molecular function: GTP binding.
AUGUCCAAAAAUAUAAAUAUUAUUCUAUUCGGUCAAACUGGUAGUGGUAAAUCAACUCUUGGAAAUGUAAUAUUAAAUAAAAUGAUUUUCAAAGAGAAUCCUUAUGGAACAAGUGAGACUAAAGUCCAUCAAAUUGGUACAUGUGUAGAGAGUGAUAUGACAAUCAAGGUGAUUGAUACAAUUGGACUUGAUGAUACCAAUUUAUCAAUUAAAGAGGUUUUAAGAUUUUUGGCAAAUGCAGCAUUGGAAUUGAUGGGUGGAAUCAAUAUUGUAAUAUUUAUAGUUAAAGAUAGAAUGACAAUACCUAUAAUGGACCAAUUCAAAAUAAUCUAUAGUUUCCUUUUCAAAAAAGAAAUAUUAGCCUAUACCACAAUUGUCAGAACUAGAUUUGAAAGUUUCCAAGACUCCCAUGAAAGAUCCAAUGAUAUCAGAGCUAUAAAAUCAAUUGAUACCGAUGGACUGACUAAAUAUUAUUCUAUUCUACAUGUUGACAAUGCAUCUGUUAGAAUUGAUCCAGCUCAAAUUGGAAGAAGAAUAAUGUCAAGAGGUGAUUCUUAUAUGAUGGAGGAAGAAAGAUUAGAGAAGGAAAGAUUGGCGGCUUUUGAGUUGGGAAAGGGAAGAGAACAAGAGAUAUUGGAACAAGAAGAGAGAAAUAGAAUUGAAAGAAAAAGAUUGGAAGCUGCCAGAUUGGAACAAGAAAGAAUGGCUAGAGAGUUAAAGUUAAAACAAGAUCAACUUGCUAUACUUAAUAAAGAUGUUACAAUUAACUGUAAAAAUUGUAAUAGAACAAUGAUAAGAGGACAAGGAUCAAAUCUCAACAUCAAUUGUGGAAUAUCAAAUACCCAUCUAAGUUGUUGCUGUGGUCAUAUAAGAGUAUUCUCGGAUCAAGAUAGGAAUUUAGUUAGAUCAUGGAUUUCAAUUAGUUAA